AUGGCAUCUUCACCACGAGCCUUCAUCCGGGCAAUCACCCAGUCGUCUCGGUCCCAUCGAACCCAUGCUAGUCAUUGCUCGUCAUCCGCACAGCGGUCCAGCACGCUCCCCACCUCCAUCAUAGCUUACGAUGCUUCAAGACUUCUAUACAGCUUGAUGCCCCAUCGGUGCAUUUCCACAUCGUCACGUCAUUUUCAAGCUCAGCCUGCCACUGUGCCACGACCAAAUUCUGCAUCCAGCCUGCCUUCUGCCACACCUGCGAAAUCUGCCCUUCCCCCCCAGCCAGGCUCUGCCAACUUGAAAGCGGGUCUUUCCGAUCAGCCAAAGAAGCAGCUUGAUGAGAGUUCCUCGCAGAUAGAUUGGACCACUUCGUUUCACGGACUGUCUGAUGCGCCUUUUUCGAAAGAGGCCGCAGACGUGCUACUCAAACCUCUAAAUCCGAACGACGUGGAAAUCAAGCCGGACGGAAUCAUCUACCUGCCAGAAAUCAAAUAUCGAAGAAUAUUGAACCAGGCAUUUGGACCUGGAGGCUGGGGUCUGGCCCCACGAGGAGAGAGCACAGUUACCGCAAAGGCUGUUACCCGCGAGUAUGCUUUACUUGUACAUGGGAGAUUGGUAUCAAUCGCUCGCGGCGAGCAAGACUACUUCUCCCCAGAGGGGAUCCCUACAGCUGCAGAAGGCUGUAAGUCUAACGCGCUCAUGCGAUGUUGCAAAGACCUUGGAGUCGCCAGCGAACUAUGGGACCCUCGGUUCAUUCGCAAAUUCAAGGCAGAACAUACGAGAGAGGUGUGGGUGGAACAUGUCGUAAGUAAGAAGAAAAAUAGGAUAUGGACAAGAAAAGGCGAUGAGGUUUCGUAUCCAUUCAAGGAGUCCAAAGGCUUUGGUGUGUAA
Messenger RNA from Endocarpon pusillum Z07020, 891 nucleotides. RefSeq lists its product as uncharacterized. Bases 1 to 891 code for a protein of 296 amino acids. Gene Ontology annotation, biological process: recombinational repair; interstrand cross-link repair. Gene Ontology annotation, molecular function: single-stranded DNA binding. The transcript has 2 exons. The record is from RefSeq and is a predicted model, not a curated record. Gene Ontology annotation, cellular component: mitochondrial nucleoid; mitochondrial chromosome. Lineage: Eukaryota; Fungi; Ascomycota; Eurotiomycetes; Verrucariales; Verrucariaceae.